Molecule: messenger RNA, 1191 nt
Organism: Anthostomella pinea
Lineage: Eukaryota; Fungi; Ascomycota; Sordariomycetes; Xylariales; Xylariaceae
Source: the annotation of a GenBank genome assembly
AUGGGAUUCAGACGUGUAGCCAAAUUUGGCUGGAUAGCUUUCCUCUGGUCCUUGUCUUUGACCCUGCUACCGAUCCUGAACGGUCUGUUGGCCGGCGUCCUGUUCUGUUUCUGGGACAGGAGGGAAGUCAACAACAACAUGCAACAUUUCACCGAUGAGCUUGGCGAAGUAAGCGCGCAGGAAUACUGGACCGUGCCCGGUGCUCAAUCAUUCAGCGACUACAUGGACAACACCAGAGCUUUCCACUCGACUCGUCUCAGCACACCCCGUUGGACGAUGCAAUUGGACUACCAAUUGCCCAUCGAAUACUAUGGCGAUGGUGGAAUCGACAGGUGGGCCGACUUGGACCAUCUAAUGGCUGAUGUGAAGAGUUGCAACCCCGCUGUGCCAAAAGAGUCCUGGGUCUACAUCACCGACCUGGCGUCCCCAUGGUUCCCGUAUGACGACUGGAAUGAGGCCUUUGACGAUCUCAUUCAGAAGUCAUACGUAAGUCAUAGUCUGGACGCUACAUCGUUUCACUUUGUGGAAUGCUCGCAUUCUGCUUUCUUGUGCGGCAUCUGGAACGUUAAGCCGCCAGCGCUGUUGCACCUCUCAGUCGAAGACUCUGCGCCAGCAUCGGACGAGUUGGACCCCGAUCUGACGUACGCCGUUGAUCGAAAACGUUUGCGGCCUGUUACUGCCCGCAUCAUCGAACUUCCUGUUCAAGAUGCCUUCCUCGGUCGACCAUGGCACGUCUUUCCGAGCCCGAAAGAACAACUUCAGGCUCUUAUCAGCACUCCUGGUCUUUACGAGCAAUUUGACCCAUACGACAGAGAAGAACAGAUUAUGAAGAGAUUCAACGAAUACAUGGACUCGUUCUGGGACUGGAAAGGGAGCGUUUUCUAUCUCAUGAGGCGUACGGAGUCAUGGUGCCAGGACUACAUCACAGAGCCACUUGGAAUCGAGUCAUACCUGGUCGACCUCCAGUCGCUCACUUUCACCGUCACCUUCCUCUUGGCGCAGCUGAUACUUCUGCCAGUGCAGUCUGCUUGGCAAGCUGUCAAAGACUUCUUCGGGUAUCCCGGUGCUGGGGAUUGGACGUUUGGAGGUUCCGAUGACCCUCCGACGAACUUCAUGGAGGAUAUGUUCGGCGGUUUCAUGCAGAGCAUGGCAGGAAAAGACCGCUUCUCUCAGCCGACCGCGGACAGCUGA